Blumeria graminis f. sp. triticale is the source of this 684-nucleotide messenger RNA. The record is from the annotation of a GenBank genome assembly. Lineage: Eukaryota; Fungi; Ascomycota; Leotiomycetes; Helotiales; Erysiphaceae.
AUGUCAGAUCAAGAGAUAGAAGCAACAAAAGCUAGAAUAAUUAAGCAUAUGAAUGCUGACCAUGCAGACUCUUUAUCUUUGUUUCUUCAGUUUUACUCUCACCUAUCACCCAAAGCAGCAACAGGUGCCAAGAUCAUUGACAUCUCACUGAACGAAUUGAAGCUUCAGACUUCCGACCAAAAAACUGAGAUACUUGCUAUUCAACCGCCGAUGAAUACGUGGACUGAAGUGCGAACAAGAAUGGUAGAAAUGGACACAUUGGCCCGAGAAGCGUUGGACGUCUCGAAUAUUUACAUAACCAACUAUUUGCCGCCGAAAAAAUUAAUACACAUUACAGUCUUUGGCACUUGUCUUUUCACUUUUGUCAAUUUUGCGUUGGCCUGGCGGAAAAGUAUUAUUGUGCCCGGCACGUACUACUACGAUAAAAUACUUAUCUGGUUUCCCGGUGGACCCGAGAUGUUUCUCAAAGUGGCAAACGUAAUUACCCUACCCGUCAUUGCAAUUCACCUAGCGGAGGCCUAUUAUCUAGAUAGGAGCAGAUUACGAAGACAUGGAAUUGAUAGAGGAACAAAAGUCUGGUGCCUGUGGAUUUUGAGUUGCUUUAUUGAAGGCAUUGGCUGCUUCCAGAGAUUCGAUGCCGAAGUAAGGAGAAAAAACGAUCUAGCAGCUAAGGCUAAACACUAG